GCGGUACUGAGGCUGGCAACGUUUAGAUCAGCUGGCUAUAAAAGCCGUAACAGCGGCAACACAAAAAUCCAUUGCCUGCUUUUGGAGAAAUAUUCGCUGAAGCUACAGCAAGUUGCUUGUUUUUAUUUUUUGAGUGUCAGUUAAGCAUUCCCCAGCAUCAUGACCGGACGUGGUAAAGGAGGCAAAGUCAAGGGAAAGGCCAAGUCCCGUUCCAGCCGUGCUGGCCUGCAGUUUCCCGUCGGCCGUAUUCAUCGUAUGCUGCGCAAGGGCAACUACGGUGAGCGCAUCGGUGCUGGAGCUCCGGUUUACCUGGCCGCUGUCCUCGAGUACCUGGCCGCCGAAGUCCUGGAGUUGGCUGGCAAUGCUGCGCGUGACAACAAGAAGACCCGCAUCAUCCCCCGUCAUCUCCAGCUGGCUAUCCGUAACGACGAAGAGUUGAACAAGCUGUUGUCGGGUGUGACGAUCGCGCAGGGUGGUGUGUUGCCCAACAUUGCUCCGACGCUGCUGCCCAAGAAGACUUCCGGUGGACCGCAGGAGAGCACCCACGAAGCCAAACCGAAGGCCACCAAGAAGGCCAUGCAGGCUGAGACCUCCGCGUCGCAGGAAGUUUAGAAUUUAUUGUCCGUGUUAUUGACGUAAUACGUGUCAUGUUGUCGGAAAAGAUCUCGUAAAUGUCAUUGUUGAAAUUCCCGCAGUUAUGUCUAACGUCUCCCACUUUCCUGCGCUCCAUGUUAUGCAUACGAUUUUUCCACGGAUUUUUUUGGUAGUCUGAAGAGUGAAAUGGCGGCCUUUUAACUUGUACGAUAGUAUUAAUCGUUGAUCUGCUUUUUCUCGCUGUUUAAAAACGAAUCGAUCAGGAUUAAAAAAAGAACGAAA
Paramacrobiotus metropolitanus is the source of this 876-nucleotide messenger RNA. RefSeq names its product histone H2A. Gene Ontology annotation, molecular function: DNA binding; structural constituent of chromatin; protein heterodimerization activity. The record is from RefSeq and is a predicted model, not a curated record. Gene Ontology annotation, cellular component: nucleosome. Lineage: Eukaryota; Metazoa; Tardigrada; Eutardigrada; Parachela; Macrobiotidae. The coding region runs from base 160 to 612 and encodes 150 amino acids. The transcript has 2 exons.